GGCGGGUGCACUGCGUUGCCGAAUGCGGAAAUCCUCGAGUCCCGACGUUGCAGAACAUCUUCAACACCGAACAAGUCGAUGAUUAACCUACGAUUCACGCAUGUGAAGGGCAUCCACAUGCCACCACCGCGCUGAUAAGCGAUAGAAUCUGCUAUCCUAUCCGUGGCACUCUAGGGGUGGGCUUAUUUUUCACAUACCCCUAGAUUUCAAUUUAGGGGCAGGGUCUCGACCGCUCCUGCGGCCAUGGAGAAGGAUGAGCUGAGAGGGAGCACGUCACCAAAGGAAGAAAUGCCAAACCCUGGCCCUUCGACGGAAGUUUCUUCUGAUGUUGAGACAACCCCCGGGGCGUCGACUCCGGCUGAACAGCUCGCUCCAGUGGGCUCGUUGAAUCGCCAGAAGACGCCAGAGACUGGCCAGGUGGCCAUCGCAGACGAACGAAUCGAUGAAGAGGCCACUGACGGGACAGUCGAGCAUUGGAUGGUGGUGAUCGGGGGAUUCUGCGGUAUGUUCGCCUCUUUUGGAUGGCGAGCAGGGUCUGGAUUCUUCCAGGGAUAUUACCAACAGAAUCAGCUGCGAGACUACAGCUCCUCGACCAUUGCUUGGAUCAACAGCGUGGGCUUCUUCCUCAUGUACUUCGGUGCCUGCAUUGUCGGUCCGAUCACUCAACGUAUCGGUCCGCAGCCGCUCUUACUGAUCGGGUCGGCGAUGCACGUCGCUGGCCUUUUAGGGGCCUCAUGGUGCACAAAGUUCUACCAAUUUUUUAUUACGCAAGGUGUGAUCAGUUCGCUGGGCGCCAGCGCCGUAUUUUUCAUCAGUGUGCAGACCAUAGGCCGGUGGUUUGAGCGCCAACAAGGCCUGGCGAUGGGAAUCGCAGCCAGCGGCGUGAGUGUCGGCGGCAUCGUCUUCCCAUUGAUGAUCCAGCGCUUGAUUCCGAAAAUUGGGUUCGGCUGGACCAUGCGCAGCGUCGUCCUGGUACUGCUGGUCCUCACCGUUACCAGCAACGUGGCUUUACGAUCGCCGCCCGAGGCCGUGACCAGGCGCAGACGCAUACGCAUGGCCAUGCCCCAGGACGAGACUCGCCAGGCCGGGCUCCGGGACCGACGUCUAUUGAUGACCAUUGUUGGUACAACGCUCUUUGCGAACGGGUACUUCGUUGUGCUCACAUUCUUGACCACCGUGGCACAUAUGCGUGGCUCACUCCCAGUUAACGUCCUUUCCCGACGCCGUAAACUGACCAACGAUAGUUUCUUCGGUCGCAUCAUCCCCGGACUGAUAGCCGACCGCGUCGGCAGCUUCAACACCAUGUGCGUGCUGGGGACGUUGUCCACAGUGUUCGUUCUGGGUCUCUGGCUCCCCGACAGUGGGUUCGCCGGGUCCGUUGUCUUCUCCGUCACAUUCGGCUUCACCUCCGCGAGCACCGUGUCUCUCGGCCCGGCAAUGCUGUUCCAGAUGUCGGAAUUGCGGAGCAUCACGCGCAACCUGGCAGUGUUAUACCUGGUGCAGUCAUUUGCGGGACUCACGUCGAGUCCGAUCGGCGGGGCGCUGCUGGACGUCGGACACGAUAAGGGCGCGCUCUACCUUCAGCUGUUUUGCGGGCUGAUGACGGGCGUAGGGACCCUGAUGAUAUUACUGGCUCGGCAUUGGUUGACCCAGGGGAUGAUGCUGUGGGCGAAGAUCUAGCUAGGUAGUAGCUCCAGG
Molecule: messenger RNA, 1698 nt
Organism: Aspergillus steynii IBT 23096
Lineage: Eukaryota; Fungi; Ascomycota; Eurotiomycetes; Eurotiales; Aspergillaceae
Product: MFS general substrate transporter
Exons: 4
Coding region: 244-1680 (478 amino acids)
Biological process (GO): transmembrane transport
Cellular component (GO): fungal-type vacuole membrane
Molecular function (GO): transmembrane transporter activity
Source: RefSeq, a predicted model, not a curated record